CCGAGCUUGCUCUUUCUCCCAUUGGGUAAAUGUAAACUUGGAGUCCGCUGCUCUGAGCGAUUUCCCAGGUUGCUGCUAGGCGGUCAGUUUUAGCUGAUUGAGGAGACAGCAGUAGUUAGUACUGGGGAGGUACUUGGGAGGGAGAAUGAGGCAGGCGGAGAAGAAGAGGGGGAUGCGGGUAUGAACGGUAGGACAGGGAAAGAGAGAGGAGGGGGUUAGAGAAUGGGAAAAGAAGGGAGAAGAAGGGCACGAAUGGGAGAGCCCGAGGAACGUGAUGGAAACUUGCAGUUGUACCCACACUGACCUAAAAUAGCUCCAUCCCCUUGCCUGGGCCCUGUGGCCUGGGCCAGGCUGCGUCAGUGGCUUCUACGACCUCCCCGCUCCUCACCCCUCGCACCUGGGGCCUGCUGCACAGACAGUUUGUCCUGAAAAUUGAUGGCAUGCAGGUGCAGGUGGCAUGGGGGGCGGUGGGGGUGGCAGGUUUUAACUUUGGGAAUUACACUUCUCUAAUUGUCUCUACUAGCCCUCUCUGGACUAGAGAGAUUUUGGAGAGAAUUGCCACAGAAUUUAACCAGUUACAGUUUCAUGCUGUUCAGAGCAAAGGCCUGCCUCUUCUGGACAAAGUAAGACCACGUAUAGCCCACAUUAUGGCCAUGCUGCAGCAGUCCCUGGGAGGCCUGCUGCUAGAAGGGCUUCAGACUUCCAAUGUGGACAUCAUAUGGCACUGCCUCCGGACUUACGCUACAAUUGACAAGACACGGGAUGCAGAGGCGUUAGUCGAUCAAGUACUGGUGAAACCGUACAUGGAUGAAGUUUGUGCCCCUAUGCACCUCAUUCCGCAAACACAGAGCAUCUAAUCUGGCUUCAUUUCUUGACUGGGUGCGAGAGAGCUCAGGGCUCUUCCUUGAAGAUGCUCCUAGUUCCUGCUCUUCUGGUUGUAAGAAAAGGUUGGUCCCGCUUGGUGCCCAUCAGCAUGCCAGGAAUCAGGCAUGCACUCUGGUCUCUUCCAGUGAUGCCAUAGCUUAGGGAUCAUCUUAAUUUAGUAGGGGUGAGGGACUUGCCUAGGAAGAAGGUACGGAUCAGAACAUUUUCAGGUCAAUUUCCAUUUCCCUAAGUUAUA
Messenger RNA from Mustela lutreola (European mink), 1120 nucleotides. RefSeq names its product conserved oligomeric Golgi complex subunit 2-like. Bases 441 to 857 code for a protein of 138 amino acids. Gene Ontology annotation, cellular component: membrane; COG complex. The record is from RefSeq and is a predicted model, not a curated record. Lineage: Eukaryota; Metazoa; Chordata; Mammalia; Carnivora; Mustelidae. Gene Ontology annotation, biological process: intra-Golgi vesicle-mediated transport; protein transport; Golgi organization. The transcript is spliced from 2 exons.